AUGGCGGGAGCAAUUAUCGAGAACAUGAGCACCAAAAAGUUGGUGAUAGUAGGAGUUAUACUGCUUUUGUUCCAGGCGUUCGCUUUCAUGGUCGGUGGGUUAAUUGCUCCUAGCCCCACCACUGCAGUCCACUACCUGGCCACCAAAUGUGUGGACACUGUCAAGCAUCGCCAGGAAACCAAGUGGUUCAUGCCUUGGGGUCCUAACCAAUGUGACAAGAUCCGGAACCUUGAAGAGGCCACGGCUAAGAGGAUUGAGGCCAACAACAUUGUGUUUGCUGUGCACAUUCCUCUGCCUAACAAGGAGAUGAGUCCCUGGUUCCAGUUCAUGCUAGUCAUCCUGCAGUUUGACAUUGCAUUCAAGAUGUACAACCAGAUAGAGGAUGGUGCGAUGGUUACCGUUGAUGUGAGCCUGGCCUAUCGAGAUGAUACAGUCAGUGAGUGGACGCAGAUGGCUCACUCACUUGAACAACGGAAGCUCAACUGCAAUUUUACAAUUUCCAAGACAUUUGAAAAUGAGGGCCGUUACUAUGAGUGUGACCUGCUGCCCUUCAUGGAAGUCGGCAGUGUGGCACAUAAGUAUUAUCUCCUCAACAUCCGUCUGCCCGUCACUGAGCACAAGAGGAUCAACGUGGGCAUUGGAGAAAUAAAGGAUAUUCGACUAGUUGGAAUCCACCAAAAUGGAGGUUUCACUCAGGUUUGGUUUGCCAUGAAGACAUUCCUCACACCCAGCAUUUUAAUCAUCAUGAUCUGGUACUGGAGGCGGAUCACGCUUAUGACUCGACCUCCUGUGCUGUUGGAGAAAGUUAUCUUUGCUCUGGGCAUCUCCAUGACAUUCAUCAACAUCCCAGUGGAGUGGUUCUCCAUUGGCUUUAACUGGACCUGGAUGUUGCUUUUUGGAGACAUCCGGCAAGGCAUUUUCUACUCCAUGUUGCUGUCCUUCUGGAUCAUAUUCUGCGGGGAGCACCUCAUGGACCAAACGGAGAGGAAUCGCUUCUCAGUGUAUUGGAAACAAGUCGGGCCCAUCGUGUUUGGGUCUUUCUGUCUUUUUAUUUUUGAUAUGUGUGAGAGAGGUGUCCAGUUGACAAACCCCUUCUAUAGCAUCUGGGCGUCUGAUGUUGGAACUGAACUGGCUAUGGCGUUCAUAAUAGUAGCAGGGAUUUGCGCCUGCCUCUACUUCCUCUUCCUCUGCUUCAUGGUUUUCCAAGUCUUCCGAAACAUCAGUGGGAAGAGGACUUCACUGCCUGCUAUGUCCAAAGCCAGACGCUUGCACUAUGAGGGUUUAAUUUUUAGGUUCAAAUUUCUCAUGUUGGUCACUUUGGCCUGUGCUGCCAUGACCGUUAUCUUCUUCAUCAUCAGUCAGGUGAAUGAGGGUCACUGGCACUGGGGCGAACACACCGUGCAGGUGAACAGCGCCUUCUUCACAGGCAUCUACGGAAUGUGGAACCUGUACGUAUUUGCCAUCAUGUUCUUGUACGCCCCCUCUCACAAACGUUACGGAGACGACCAAUCAAGUGGACAGUCUUCAGCAAACAGCGGAGAGGACAUCCAACUGACUACCACCAUCACUCACGUCGACGGUCCCACCGAGAUCUACAAGAUGACUGGAAAAGAGGCCCAAGAGUAA
Molecule: messenger RNA, 1626 nt
Organism: Nerophis lumbriciformis (worm pipefish)
Lineage: Eukaryota; Metazoa; Chordata; Actinopteri; Syngnathiformes; Syngnathidae
Source: RefSeq, a predicted model, not a curated record